Molecule: messenger RNA, 1131 nt
Organism: Fusarium subglutinans
Lineage: Eukaryota; Fungi; Ascomycota; Sordariomycetes; Hypocreales; Nectriaceae
Product: tyrosyl-tRNA synthetase
Exons: 1
Coding region: 1-1131 (376 amino acids)
Biological process (GO): tyrosyl-tRNA aminoacylation
Molecular function (GO): tyrosine-tRNA ligase activity; ATP binding
Source: RefSeq, a predicted model, not a curated record
AUGACACCAGAAGAGACGAUCACCCUGAUCAAGGCUAACCUGGCCGAAGUUCUAAACCCCGAGAUAAUCGACAAUGUGAUCCUCAGGGAAAACAGACCUCUCCGGGUCUACUGGGGAACCGCCCCAACAGGAAAACCACACUGCGGUUACUUCGUGCCUAUGGUAAAGAUCGCCGAGCUCCUCCACGCAGGGCGCCACGUCAAGAUCCUCCUCGCCUACAAGCACGCACAUAUGGACAGCCACACGCCGCUCGAAACGAUCAAGCACCGCUGUGAAUAUUACAGACUCCUCAUCAGGAGCUCUCUCAAAGCUAUCGGCGUGGAUGUCUCCAAGCUCGAGUUUGUAGUCGGAAGCUCAUUCCAAGACAGCAAAGAGUACCAGGACGACCGCUUUCGAUUCUCUAAUAAUGUCACUGUAACACAGCUAAUCAAAGCUGGGUCAGAAGUCGUCAAGCAGGGCGAGAAUCCGACGCUGGGUAGUGUGGAGUAUCCCAUCUGGCAAAGCCUCGACGAGGAGUACCUCGAUGUCGACGCGGAACUGGGUGGAGUCGAUCAGCGUAAAUUGUUUACCUUCGCCAUCGACCAUAUGCCAAAGCUUAGCUACAAAGUGCGAGCACAUUUAAUGAACGCCAUGGUUCCCGGUCUUGGAGAGGCACAGAAGAUGAGUUCAAGCGAACCAAGCUCCAAGAUCAACCUUCUCGAUACCCCUGAAGAAGUCACCAAAAAGCUCAGAAAGGCUGUAUGCGCCCCGAAGCAGGUUGAAGGAAAUGGCGUUAUUGCGUUUAUAGAGAAUGUCAUUUUUCGCGUGGAGUCACUGAAAACUGGUGGUAAGCCAAGGUUCACGGUUGAAAUACGUGAUGGUGGUACUUUGGUCUACGAGGAUAUUUCCAAGCUCAAAGAGGAUUACGCCAGCGAUGAUUUGACACCGCAGAUGGUCAAACCCGCGCUGAUCCAGAGGCUUAAUAAUCUUCUAGAUCCCAUCCGGAAAGACUUUGAGGCUGAUAAUGAGUGGCAACGCAUCGCCGAGCUGGCUUACCCAGUUCGAGUGAAGCCUGAGAAAGCGAACAAGGUGAAAAGCAAUGGCAAGAGAUCUAAAGAGCCGAGUAUUCGGAAAGCAGAUGAUUUGCCGUAA